This is a messenger RNA of Brassica napus (rape), 456 nucleotides long. RefSeq lists its product as uncharacterized. The transcript is spliced from 3 exons. NCBI's taxonomy places the organism in Eukaryota, Viridiplantae, Streptophyta, Magnoliopsida, Brassicales, Brassicaceae. The record is from RefSeq and is a predicted model, not a curated record. Bases 1 to 456 code for a protein of 151 amino acids.
AUGGUGUACAAAAGAAAAGUAAAGGAGUACAAAAGAAGCGGUUCGUCUUCUUCUUCUUCUAGAGAGGAAAGCGUUACCAACUAUGAGGAGAAGGAGCCCUGUGACAGGUGCGGAAGUAAUGCAAAUGAAGAUUGGAUGCUGACUUGCUUCAACUGCAAAGUCGCAGGAAUGCAUAUUUAUUGCGGAAAGGAGCAUUUUAAAACUGUACCUGACAAGUGGAUAUGUGAAAAGUGCCGUACCUCAAUUCGUGUACUCUUCAUUAAGCGUGGGUUUGCUAAAGGUCCUAAUGACACUGGUAACUCGAUUCGUCUUAAUCGUGCGUAUAACACUGGAAGAGCACUGGAAGCGAGCAUUCUGGUAAUGAAGACUCCGCGAUUAAACCAAAAAGAAAAAGACUCAAAGAGUAAUCAACAGCCAGACUCAAACACGCCCUCUGAUUCAGAGAGAGAUGUGUAG